ACCGGCCCCGGUCUCCUCUCGUUCCCCGCGCCCUCGGCGCCUCGCGACCCCCAGCCCGCCCCGGCUCGACUCUGCGCCGCGAUCCCGGGCCAUGCCCCGCUACGAGUUGGCUUUGAUUCUGAAAGCCAUGCGGCGGGGUUGGUACAGUAGGCUUCACUAGACUUAGCUGCAACUCAGAAUUUCUCCUCCAGCACCUGAGUAAAUGCUGAUGGUCUUGUGGAUUAAGAGUACAAGCUAAAUUCUCAAUCCCAUUUGAGAAGCGGAGGAAAUGUAAAACUGUCUCCUUCCAAGCUUACCACAGCCACCACCAUCAAGACAGCAAACAAAGGACAAAGACUUUGAACCGCAGUGUUGCUCUGUGUAGUCCAGUUCACGUGUGCUUUACAGACUUGGCUGGGUUACUAAUAAGUAAAUACAAAGUUGGACGCUUCUGUCAUUCGGACGUUUGAUUCACAAGUUACCAGAAUGAGGGCGGUACUGGAGACAGCAGACAUUGCCAUAGUGGCCCUGUAUUUUGUCCUGGUCAUGUGCAUUGGUUUUUUUGCCAUGUGGAAAUCUAAUAGAAGCACUGUGAGUGGAUACUUCCUGGCCGGGCGCUCUAUGACCUGGGUGGCAAUCGGUGCCUCUCUGUUUGUGAGCAAUAUUGGGAGUGAGCACUUCAUUGGGCUGGCAGGAUCUGGAGCAGCAAGUGGACUUGCAGUGGGCGCAUGGGAAUUCAAUGCCUUACUGCUCUUGCAACUUCUGGGAUGGGUUUUCAUCCCUAUUUACAUCCGGUCAGGGGUAUACACUAUGCCUGAAUACUUGUCCAAGAGAUUCGGUGGCCAUAGGAUUCAGGUCUAUUUUGCGGCCUUGUCUCUGCUCCUCUAUAUCUUCACCAAGCUCUCAGUGGAUCUGUAUUCAGGGGCCCUCUUUAUCCAGGAGUCCUUGGGUUGGAACCUCUAUGUGUCUGUCAUCCUGCUCAUUGGCAUGACGGCCCUACUGACUGUCACCGGAGGCCUUGUCGCAGUGAUCUACACAGACACGCUACAGGCUCUGCUCAUGAUUAUCGGGGCACUCACACUUAUGGUCAUUAGCAUGAUGGAGGUUGGAGGGUUUGAGGAAGUUAAGAAGAGGUACAUGUUGGCCUCACCCAAUGUUGCUUCCAUUUUGUUGACAUACAACCUUUCCAACACAAAUUCAUGUAACGUCCACCCUAAGGUUGAUGCCCUAAAAAUGUUGCGAGGUCCAACAGAUGAAGAUGUUCCAUGGCCUGGAUUCAUUCUUGGGCAGACCCCAGCCUCGGUAUGGUACUGGUGUGCUGACCAAGUCAUCGUGCAGAGGGUUCUAGCAGCCAAAAACAUUGCUCAUGCCAAAGGCUCUACUCUAAUGGCCGGCUUCUUGAAGCUUCUACCGAUGUUUAUCAUAGUCGUGCCCGGGAUGAUCUCCAGGAUUCUGUUUGUUGACGACAUAGCUUGCAUCAACCCAGAGCACUGCAUGCAGGUGUGUGGGAGCAGGGCUGGGUGCUCCAAUAUUGCUUAUCCGCGCCUGGUGAUGAAGCUGGUUCCUGUGGGCCUUCGGGGCUUGAUGAUGGCGGUGAUGAUUGCGGCUCUGAUGAGUGACUUGGACUCCAUCUUUAACAGUGCCAGUACCAUCUUCACCCUGGAUGUGUACAAACUUCUCCGUAAGAGUGCAAGCUCCCGGGAACUAAUGAUAGUGGGUAGGAUAUUUGUGGCUUUCAUGGUUGUCAUCAGCAUAGCAUGGGUGCCAAUUAUUGUGGAGAUGCAAGGAGGUCAGAUGUACCUCUAUAUUCAGGAGGUGGCAGAUUAUCUGACCCCUCCGGUGGCAGCCCUCUUCCUUCUGGCAAUUUUCUGGAAGCGCUGUAAUGAGCAAGGAGCUUUCUAUGGUGGAAUGGCAGGCUUUGUUCUUGGGGCCGGCCGUCUGAUACUGGCUUUUACCUACCGUGCUCCUGAAUGUGACCAACCUGAUGACAGGCCAGCCUUCAUCAAAGACAUCCAUUAUAUGUAUGUGGCUACAGCAUUGUUUUGGAUCACAGGACUCAUUACUGUAAUUGUUAGUCUUCUCACACCACCUCCCACAAAGGACCAGAUUCGCACCACCACCUUUUGGUCCAAGAAGACCCUGGUAACAAAGGAGAGCUGCUCUCAGAAAGACGAACCAUACAGAAUGCAGGAGAAGAGCGUUCUGCGGUGCGCUGAGAAUAGUGAGAUUGUCAACCACGUCAUUCCCAAUGGGAAGUCCGAAGACAGCAUCAAGGGACUGCAGCCUGAAGAUGUUAAUCUGCUGGCGACAUGCAGAGAAGAGGGCAACCCAGUAGCUUCCAUGGGUCACUCAGAGGCGGAAACACCAGUAGACACUUAUUCCAAUGGGCAGGCAGCUCUCAUGGGUGAGAAAGAGAGAGAGAAGGAAACAGAAAACAGGAGCAGGUAUUGGAAGUUCGUAGACUGGUUUUGUGGCUUUAAAAGUAAAAGCCUUAGCAAGAGGAGUCUCAGAGACCUGAUGGACGAGGAAGCCGUUUGCUCACAGAUGUUAGAAGAGUCUCCACAAGUAAAAGUGGUCUUAAAUAUUGGACUUUUCGCUGUGUGUUCACUUGGAAUUUUCAUGUUUGUUUAUUUCUCCUUAUGAACCUAAGGACGUGGUGAGACACUUAAGAAAAUACUGGUCUUUGGAAACAAAAUGUAACUGUUGCAUCUCUCAGGCAUUGUUUACGCUGAAGGUUUUAGCCAAAUUUUACUUAGCAGAAAAUCAUCGAUUUGCAAGACUAUUUUCCCAGAGAUGGAUGAAAAUAAAUCUUCAACUUAAAUGAAACAAAACAGACUGAAUUGUGCAAAAAAAAAAAAAAUAAAUGUGGUUUUAGAGUUUUUCAUACCAAAGUGAGGAAAGACCAAUACUUCUCAUAGAUCACUUAGAGCAGAGCGUGUUAUGGUAUCUUAUAAAGUGUCUUGUCUGCAUUGCCAAGUCUUAGUAGACCUUAUGCUGAAGUAGAUUUGCUCACUUGUAAGGUUUUUGUCUCUAAUCCCUGCUAUGAUUACAAAACUGAAUCGUAGAGACUGUGUGAGUACUUCUGUCCUGACAGUCUACCGUGCUGUAUAGUAAUUACUUCAGGACGACGCUGUCUGUGUGGUUGGUUUUGUUAGCAUGAGUCUGUGGAUUCUGCUUGCCAAAAGAAAGGAAGAGUGUUUUCCUGUAGGUGUUUUGUACCACGUGUAUGUGGAAUGUUAGUGCUUCGGGGCAGACUUUGUUUAAACCCCUCCCUAUGUUUUCUUCUUACUUAAACUGAACCAUGCCGAAAUGACUAUCAAGUCUGUCUAUAAUUAUUUUUUAAUGGGGGGAAGUAAAUACUGCUGAUGAUCCCCACAUUUAUUGACCAAAUAAGGUUUUAAAAUAUAGUUUGAGAUUUAGCAGCUAUCAUGCAGUGCUUGAUAAACUUUGCUAAGAGAAUUAUGAGUCAUCUCCUACCUGUUUUCUAGCUGCUUCCUUGUCAUUUUGUAACAUUCCUUCUUAAUUAGCCAGAUGCCUCCUCAGAGGUGUCCAGUUGUAAGAAAAUAUUCAGUGUCAUACAGAAAGCUGGCACAGGUUCUGUGUGCUGGGUUGUGGCACUAGAUUAGCUUGUGACACCCUGAUGUUGUGUUUAGAGGAAACAGCAAACUCCAUACUGUGUUUUCUGUAAGUCCUUCUCCUGCUUUUUGUCUUUCUUGAAGAUUUGCCGCAGGUGUACGGCCAUACCGUCACCGUCAGCACAUGAGUGCGUUUCCCUACAAAGUGGCCGUCAGUCACAAAACACUCUUCACCCUUGCUGUUGAUCAGUGUAGGGUUUCUGUACAGUGGCCAGCGUGUUCAGGAGUUGCCAUGAACAGAGACUUCUGGGUUUAGCAGUGAGCUCGAGGAGGAUAACAAGGCUCUCAUAUGGACCUUUGCCUUGGCUUAGUAUCCAGCUGCAACAUCCAUGGGCAGUGGAUCUUUUUUAUGGGCUGUUUCUCCUUAGUGAGUAUGGUACAGAAGGAAUUAGAGAAAAUCUUGUGGAUCAUGUGUAUGUAUAGUCCUUUGUCUUCAACCCUGCCUGUUCACCUCCAUAAGAGAUGAAGAAAGCUACUUACAUGUACCUACUUUCUUUAAGCUAAUAACUUUUAAAAUUACAUAAGAAAUUUGUUAACCCUUGUACUCAAGGAGAAUUAUUACUUUUAUAGAUCAUUUUGUAGAUUUUGAAUCAAAACUCAAUCUUGAUAACUUUUUUUUUUAAUGCAUCAACUUGUUUGCAGGCAAUGGACUUGAGUCCAACACUGACUUUCAGGAUCAUUGGGUACAUGCCGUCUUCCUGUCUUCAGGAGAUUUUCUGAUGGACUGAUGUGUAGAUGGAAAAAGUUAUGUACGAAUAGCAUGUAUUUCUGAAGAACUUAGAGUGCCUUGUACAAUUUUUCCUCUCAAUUUCUAUUUUGAGGUUUAUAACCUAGGGGCCAAGUUGAUAGGGACCACCCUUUUCUUGAAUGGAGGCUGAGGCUAUGAUGUGACCAAGGCUAUAGAACAUUUUGGAAAGAUGAGAAAUCAGUUCUCCAAAUCUGGAUUUAGAGUUUGCCCACGUGUGUUUGAGUGAAUGGUUUGUUUGUGGUUUCUGACAGUCUUCUCUUAAAGAAUUUGAGAUAACCUUCAGGCUUUGAAAACAUCUACAAGAUCUUGAGUUGUUCAAAUUUGUAUUAAGUUGUAGGAGUUAGUAUUACCUUUGGACACACCCUAUGCACUUAGCAAGGAUUUUGACACAUUGGCUGAGUGGCCUUCCUAACCCUUGUUUUUAGAGCAUAGAUGAAUAGGUGUUUAUGUGAAUUCCGCCUUUAUCUAAUGUUGAGUCCUAAUAAUUUGGAACGCUAAGAGUCUUUUUACCCUCUUUUUGUUGUCUUGUAGUGAGCUACAUAAAAUUCAUAAUCGUGUCUGUGCAUAAAUAGCAGUAGGUCAAACUUAGAGUACUAGUGUUUGUAAAUAAGGAGUGACUUAGCAUAUCCAUUAGGUAUUUAUUCUUAUCAGUGUGAACAUCACUUUAUUGACUCCGAAGUCCCUAACACUUGUCUUCCUUACUGCUUCCCACGAAUAGAUACUCUGAUUGAGUAAGCAUGUGAUUGGUGAUGGCUGCUUCAUUUCAGGAGACCAGUCUUUAGCCUAGGUUGUUGGAAUGAUCUUGGAGUGAUACGUGAUAAUGUCAGGCUAGCAAAAUGUUCCUCCUUCACAUGGAUAUAUGAGUCCUGAGAGAUGGCACGGAUCUGUAUAGACAUCUACACAUGCAGUCUGUGCUUGUGUCAACUAGGGUUCUGAAUUGACCAAGACCGACACUGACUAAAAUAGUUUGGUUUACAAAGGUAGGUGAGAAACGGUUAUCCUCUGUAUGUGAUAGACCAAGCUUCUAGAUGUUUUGUCUUCCCAGGCACUUGGUGUCUGGGUCUAGAGCGAAGGGCUUUUGACGGUGGCCUGGAGGAUGAUUGUUGACUCUUCUGUGGGACUUGGGGUUUCUCUUUCAUUUCAGAAGAUUGUGUCCUGCCAUCCCAAGAAUAAACAGCUGGGCCAAUCUCUCCUUCAGCUGUUCUUUCCUGGUAGUGAUUGUCUUGGUCUUCAGAAGGCUCUUGGCUCAUUUCCAGUGUUCCCUUCUCACUGGCUUAAAGAGCCGUCAUUACCUUGCACAGAGGAGCUGACCAGGCUUGUGUGUCCUUGUCUCUUAGAGAUGUUUCUGUAAUAAAUUAGCGUGACCUUUCACUUUGUGAAACUUCCCAGUUAAGAAUGGACCAGUGGAGUUUCUGAGCAUGGGGUUAAAAGCAUUGUCGGGUUAAAUUCCAAGUGCAUGAUCUUCUCAUCUCUUUGAACGUCACUUAGUGUAGUCUAUGGAUAAGUCCCCCCCCAAAUAAAUAAGCUGUGUCAUUCCCAUUGAGAGAUUAGUUCUUGCAGCCUCUCAUUUGACUGGUACUACACAACCAUGAUUGCUUCAUUCCCUCAUGCCUUAUUCCCUAUCACAUCUUCUUUGGAGGUAUGAUGCAAAGGGACCACAUAGGUAUCUAGUAGUGACAGCUCACCAUUCCCUAGGUUUUAUGCUGAAAGACCAUUCCUGUUAAGUCAUGAGACUGCAGAGCCUUGUUGGCGCACGGUUUUUCUAGCAAAUAGUAAUAAUAAGCUUGAGAUGUUGACAAGUGCAUAUGUAAUAACAGAUGUGAACAGACUGAUAAGAGCAAACUAGUUUAAGAUCUGUAGAGGAAAAAGGUCACAUUCACUGAGUUCCAGAACUUCAGGCAUCUGGGCUGCCAGCUACUAUAAGCCCCACCCCAGGGCGUGAGGCCCAGCUUAGUAACCCCCAGUUUAAUGUUAACAUGAUAGAGGCUAAAGUGGCUGACAUCUAAUAGUGGUAUUUUAGUGAAAACCAUGCUUGUAGGCUUCAUUAUCUCUGGGGUUUCGUUUUGCCUAAGCAGAGUUUACAAAUGGCUUCUGGUUAUCUUGUCUCCAUUGCUUCUUAGUUGUCACCUGCUCUUUAUUUCAGACCUUUCAGAUUUCCUGUUUAGCACUUGGUUUUUGUUUUUUUUUUUCCCCACAUACUCUCUUGAUGUGCAGAUGUCUUGCUUUGCCCAGUAUUGAGGACUUACAACCAAAUAGUGAUUCAUUAAAUUAUAGUUAGGUUUAAAAUCCCAAACCUAUAGUAACUAAAAAUGUUAAUGAGAAUAAAUGUUUAUAUUGGUUAAUAAUAAAAGCACCAGUGUUUCCGUAUUUUUAAUCAGGGGACAAUAGUGAGUUUUUGUAGCUGUCCCUAGGAAACGAUGAUGAUGGUGUCAGGUGACCCCGAAAGACUCAUUUUUUCCAUGAAGGCAAAAGUUUGAAAUUAGUUGGUAUAGAGAAACUCUUGUGCUGUUAGGUACAAUGCUUGGGCAGGACCCUCCCACGAUCACCUCUCCAUUUGCCGUGUUCCUGUCACACUGUCCUGAACACUGUAGCUGCUCAGCCACUUGACUUCUAGGAGUGAAGUGAGCUGAGGUUCUGUGUAAGAGUGUUGUUAGCGUCACGUCCCACACUUAGUCAUGUGUUUUCUUUUAAAGUUCUCACCACUGACUGGUCUUUUAACAACGUUGUGAAAUUGAUGCCUUUUAUGUUUCUGUCUCCACUCCUUUAUGAAAGGCGAGGUUUAGUUUGAGUGUGAGCUGCCAUUUUUCUAGCAACCAAGAGCGGUUGCCCUGUAGCCUGUUGCUGAGAAAAGAGAUGUAGUGUGUGUGUCGUUACUCAUCUCGUGCACUUGACUCCAGAGGUGUGUGCGUCCUGUGAGCUCUGUGGGUGGCCUGAGUCCUCGUAAGUGUGGGGGCAGUGGCUUUGCUGUGCCUAGGAAGGCCAAGGAGUUCCGUGAUUCUGUGCUGGCACCGUUGUCCUCCUGGUGUCUGGUGACUCUGCUAGGGAUUUUCUGGACAGCACAAGUUGACAGGAUAUACCCACCGCAUAAUUAGAUCAGUUUGCCCUAUUUUCCUAAGCACUGCUGGAUAUAGAAAUUUAUAUGUAAAGAAUAUACACACUAAUUUAUAACUCAAUUUAUCAGUGUAGCCUAGGCUUCUGAAACAGAAUGUCGUGAGUGUGUGUGUGUGUGUGUGUGUCUGUGUCUGUGUCUGUGUAAAUUGGAAAGAGAUUGGGCUUAUUAAAAUCUUCAAAUGGCAGUUGCUACUAUGCCGGGUUUUCCCUCCACAGUGGAAUCCAAUUCUGAGGUUUGUGCUUAGGUUCUGGGUAGCUCUCUGCUUGCCAGUGUUGAUGUGUGCUAGUUUGCACCUGUCCCCUCCGUGGCAGUGAGCUCCCGGUGCUGUCCGGAGCUUUUAGUGUAACUAGUGAAGAAAGCUAACAGAAAGUACACGUUUACACACUUUUAUGUGUAGUCUUUUGCUCAUGGAAACAAGGCAGUCGAGUAUAUGUAUUGUAGCUUUAAUGUUAUUUAUUCAUCCUAUUUGCUUUUAUAUCUAUAACUAAAAAUUUCAAGUUACAUUAUGAGUAUAUUUUAGAAUGGUCCAGUUUAGGUUGUUUAGGGCGUCUGAGAACUCCUGUAACAGUAGUUCAUCCAUGUGUGAGGAGAGAGGAAAGGUCCACAGAAAGCACAGAGCCGUGUUCACACGUGUGUGUCUUCACUGCUAAAAAGCACAAACCUAAUAGCAUCCUCACUAACCCGCAAGUGCAAGUCAUAAACCACCACGUCUCUGUCCCGGGUCGUCACAGCUGUGACCUCAGUGUCACAGCUGGGUCCUCAGUCUGUCUGUUGCUCUGAUGGAGAGUAACUGCUUAUGUUUGGGCUUGUUAGGAAAAGAGGUCUGUGCACACAGACCCACAAUCUGAAACUAGACCUGGGCAGUCGGGUUUCUGGUGGGCAGGGCAGGUGACAGCUUUGUAAACGAUAGUUAUUUGAAUAUUUAAGAAAACAAAAUCUUGUCUAGAAGAAAUGUAUUUGUUUUUUACAGUGCUCUAAAAACAUGAAAAAAUUCACAUGAAAUAGUACAAAUACUAUAAUGGUCUCUUGUAUAGGUUUACACAAGGUGACAUUACCUUUAUUUUCUUUAUGUGCUUUACUCUUUAGUAGUGAGUUGGAUCUUUGUGUUCCAAACAUCAAACUAUUUCUGGACAGAUUCGACAUGACAUUGCUUUCCAUAAUGGCACUGAGUCUUUUAGUGUGUUCUUUCUGUUAGCUCCUCAACACUAGAUGGCUGGGAAACUGUGGGUGUGCGUGCAGAAGGGGCAACGGCAUUUCCUCCCGCCCAGCACCGCCCUCCCCGUUUUCCUCACCUCCACAUAGUCCCGUGUCUAUGGGAAUGAAAAUGUGGGCCUCAGCAAGAGAGCGCUUCCUACUCUGUGUGGGUAUUUCUCUUCUUAGGGAUAGGCUUGGAACCCUCGUUGUAAUUGUUAUCCACUAAUGUGACCUAAAACACAGACAAACAAGCAAAAGCAAGGUCUUGGUGUGUGAUAAAUCUUAGCAUAGUUCACAUGAACACUGGUGAGAUUUCUCCCUCCAGCAAGGAGCUAGGUGUGUGUACUUACAACAGCCUUUUACAACAGGUAACCUUGAGAUUCCAGGGUCGGGGUGAGGGGCUGAGGGGAGAAGUGUGUGAGGAGUAGCCUUGGCUUAGCCAUAUGUGAGUGUGGAGCAGUUAACCUUUGACCUGUGUAUUCUGUACCUUUAAGAGUUUAUUACAACUUUUUGAAAUGCUUUUUAAAAUUUCUUUGGCAGAAAUGAUUUUCAUUUAUAAUCUUAUGGAAAACGGCUUUAAUUAUACUAAGUGAAAAGUAGUCAUAGUGUAAAUAUGUAUAAUUUCCUAAUUUCACUGUGAGAUCUCAUACUUUUGAGUGGCGAACAGAUCACCAAGUCUUUUGCUCAUGGACUUGUGGGGUUAACAAGAUGUAAAAGCUUUAUUAUUAUUAUCUUUAAUAGGGACAUACUACAGUAGUGUCUGAUGAUAGUACGGAACCAUUCCUCUGCUGCCCUGGCCAUUUUUGCUUCUGUCUGUGAGCACCUGCAGAGUUGAGCCCCGGCAGGGGCUUGCCUGUCCCUUGCUCGGACGCCUUGCUCUGUCUAGAACUGUUGGUAAUCACUAUAUGAAUUGUUAGGCUUUUCUGCUUUUAUUUUUCUUUUUUGACAAAAUGGAUAUCAAAAAUAGUUGCUGUGCAAAAGUUAGUAGUCUUCUUCAAGAAGAGAACCAUUCCUUUUCUAAUAAUACCCUGUGAAAUUGCUUCAUUCAUUCCUUUAUUUUUAAGCCAAAUGUCAGCGGAAACUGCUGCUUUUAUCUAAAUCAUUUUGAUAUGUAAGUAUUAAUGCAUUUUAAAAGAUGUCUGCUUGAGAAAUAUUUUCCCAGCUACUGCCUUUGAAAGUCUGACUAGGAGGCCAGUCAGUGCAUUGGGCUAUGUAUUAUGUACAUGUAUCAUUUUAGUCUGGUAUUGUAGACCAAAUAUGGUUAUAAUGGAGUUGAUGAACAUUCAUUUGCUAUUGGUUAGUUUUGAAUUAUUUCCAGUUUACUAUCUGUUGUCCUCAGCCUCUUUCGUGUUCAAGUUUGACUAAUAAGGUUCAUUUCGUUGUGUAAGGUAUUAGUUUCAAAGAAAUUAGAAUUUACUUCCAUCUUGAAAACAGUUACAACUGUAGAUUUAAAAUUGUUAACUAUUUGUGACAAUUCUAACUUGCCUAUACUGUAUACAACUGAUUUUUAAAAUUGUAGAAUUGUAUGAUCUGGGUUUACUGUGUUGUGUUACUGUUGUUUAAAAAUGGCAAAAAAAAAAAAAAGAAAAAAGAAAAAAAAGCAAAUCCGCUAAAGAGCUGUCAGCUCCUGUUGCUGACCGCAAAAUGCGCCUCUCCGUGCGCUCGCGUUAUCUUGCCAGCUGCUACAUUACCGUCAGAAGUGUUGGAAACUAAGAUGACCACAUCUUGCAAAGUCCGUUCCUUUCUGUGGUAUUUUGUCCUGUAACUGAAAUGUAGAAAUUAUUUUAUGAAGAUGUUAGCACUUCUGUACCAACUUUGAAUAAAAUGAAAAAUUUA
This is a messenger RNA of Mesocricetus auratus (golden hamster), 10504 nucleotides long. It is a transcript of the gene Slc5a3, whose product is annotated as solute carrier family 5 member 3. Bases 466 to 2622 code for a protein of 718 amino acids. The transcript has 2 exons. The record is from RefSeq and is a predicted model, not a curated record. Lineage: Eukaryota; Metazoa; Chordata; Mammalia; Rodentia; Cricetidae. Gene Ontology annotation, biological process: myo-inositol transport; transmembrane transport; inositol metabolic process. Gene Ontology annotation, cellular component: plasma membrane. Gene Ontology annotation, molecular function: D-glucose:sodium symporter activity.